Messenger RNA from Xenopus tropicalis (tropical clawed frog), 3384 nucleotides. RefSeq names its product synaptotagmin 16 (gene syt16). NCBI's taxonomy places the organism in Eukaryota, Metazoa, Chordata, Amphibia, Anura, Pipidae. Bases 568 to 2442 code for a protein of 624 amino acids. The record is from RefSeq and is a predicted model, not a curated record. The transcript is spliced from 8 exons.
CCCCAUGGCUGCUGAUACUCAGUGCCUCACCUGAGCUGAGGGAUGCUGCUGAUGUUAUUGUGUAGUUGCUGACAUCUGGGAGGAGAAUCUGAGGAGAGCUCAGUUGUGUUGAUGGUCGACAUAAACAGAGUAGCAGCUGCAGCAGUUACUGUGAGCCCCAAGCAUUGUCUGAAUGGAAGCUGCAGCCUCUGCACAUCACAGCACUGUCGGUUAACCCCUGCUACUGAUGUAACAUGCCAUACCGAAGUCUGCGCCCUGCAGUAAGAGAACGGAGCAGCUAAGUGGGCUGAUUGGAAUCAUGGCCACAGACAUAACUCCGGAGGCAAUUUGGUUUUUAUCAGCUGUUGGAGUCUUGAUUGUCCUGCUAGCUGUUCUUUUCCUCAUCAUCAACAAGAAACUGUGUUUUGAAAACAUUGGGGACCUUCCAUGUCUGGACCAAAGAGGCAAAAAAAAGCAACUCCCUAAAAAGAAAUCAGGGGUUCUGCAAAGCCUUGCCCAUAGAAAUAUAACUGUGGCGUGCUGGCAAAAGUGAAAUCCUGGUCUAUCCUUCAUCAGCUGAAAUUGGUCAUGGUCCAACCCAUGGCUUCUCAGAGUUUCUUCCAGCCAGUCUCUUCAUGGAUAUCUCGCAUGUGUGAAGCUGUUAGCCUUGCAGGUGAUUCAAUAUCCGGUUCUCUCAACAACUUAAACAAAGCUCAGCCCAGUGUGGAUAGCAAACAAGACUCCCAAGAAUACCAAGAGGAAUUUGAGUACCACAUUGAAGACUUUCCUGAGGAGAAUCCAUGUUCAUCUGACAAUGAUGAUUUUGAGAAUGUGAAUAAUGUGGUCACAUCUGAAUAUAAUGAAGCUAAUGGCCAAGCCUUGGUUACAUCAGACAACACUGAAUCACCAGGAUGUGUAGGGAGUAGUUUGUGUCAUGCUGAAACAUCGAUAGUGUCAACAUCAGGCGCGAUUGUGGAUGAGGACGAAGAUACAAUUGAAACUCUUUCGACAACUACAGAAGAAGAAGAUAUAGACAACCAAAUUAGAACUCUUUUGAGGGACCUUGACAGUCCAACUUUUAGCUCUGUAGGAAUAACUAAUGGUAAGGAGUUUUGGGAAGUGAACAGUUAUGGUGAAGAUGAAGAUCUAACCUCCUCCUCAGACAGUGAUGAAGAAGUGUUUAAGCAGUUUCAGAUCUCUGUAUCACGGUCACAGAGCUUCCGUUCAACAGUCUCUGAAAAGGCAACGCAAGCAGGUUCAGAAAGUAGGCAAAAAUUCAGCCGCUUGCUCUCAAACCAUGAGGAGUUAAGCACAGAAGCUUCUGAGUGUGAAGAUUUGGAUGUCCUCUGUUAUCAGUCCAAUGAAGAAGAUGACCAUGUAUCAUAUCGCUCACGACAAGAAUUAGCAGCCACAGAACAUAAGAAUGCCACUGGUCAGGAAGCAGAUGCCAGGCCUGGUGUUAAUAAUGAUGGCUUUGAAGAUCAAGAUGCCACAGACAACUCAUCAGUGUGCAGUCCGGAGGACCAGACUGAAAGCACUAUUACACCUCCAGUCCCUUAUGUACCAAUUUCUAAAUGCGGUGAUCUGGAUGUCACACUGGAGUACAAACCUUCCAGCCAAAAGCUGACAGUUACAGUUCUGGAAGCAAAGGAUAUUCCAGAUAAGGAACGUAGCGGUGUGGAUUCAUGGCAAGUUCAUCUUGUCGUUCUGCCAAGCAAAAAGCAAAGAGGCAAGACCACUACCCAGAAAGGAUCACUGCCUGUCUUCAAUGAGACCUUCACAUUUAACAAACUUGUGCCAGAGGAGAUGCCUAACCAUGCCCUUAGGUUCCGCUUGUAUGCUGUGCAUAAAAUGAACCGUGUGAAAAUGAUGGGAGAGAAAUUGUACCACUUAAGGAACAUUAGACCAGAUUCUGAAAAUAACUUGACUCUGGUUUUGGAGCCAAGAAGCAACCUAACUAGUGGAGAUUCCCAGUUAAGUUUUACUCCAGUCUCUCACAGUGAGAGUGAUUCAUCCACACAGUCCUUGUCUCAUGGUGGGGUGCCUGAAUUGCUGGUGGGAUUGUCGUAUAAUCCGACAACAGGUCGGCUUUCUGUGGAAAUGAUCAAAGGUAGUCAUUUCCGCAACCUUGCCAUCAACCGACCUCCUGAUACAUAUGGAAAGCUUUCUCUCUUGGACUCAGUUGGCCAUGAAAUUUCACGUUGCAAAACAUCGGUCCGCAGAGGCCAGCCAAAUCCUGUCUACAAGGAAACGUUCAUCUUCCAAGUUGCUCUCUUUCAGCUUACAGACUUCACACUAAUGAUUUCCAUUUACAACCGGCGCAGCAUGAAAAGGAAGGAGAUGAUUGGAUGGAUUUCCCUGGGGAAAAACAGUAGUGGGGAAGAGGAGCAAAACCAUUGGCUGGAAAUGAAAGAAUCAAAGGGUCAGCAGGUCUGCCACUGGCACACUCUACUAGAAUCCUAAAGGGCAGAUUUGCCAUGCACAGAAUUAACACCAGGGGGAUUCAUGGAUACUUUAUAAUGCCCAUAGGCCAAAUAAACUUUUAUUUUACAGUGCUUCAAAAUGGACAAUUUUUGUUUGCACUGUACUUUUUUCACAAACCCAUACCUUGCAUUGCUGACCAUACCAAUGUAAACACAACUGUCCUGUUCAUUAACCACUUUUCUUUUAGUACCGAAAUAUAUUUUACAUUCCUCCCAUGAAUGUUUAAAAUAAAAUAGCAUAUAUAACUGCAUGUAAUACUUUGGGUGUAUGGGUGUACAAUUUCAGUGCACCUCAUUACAAAGUAGUAUCAAUAGGGACUGGGCAAUGUCUGUUGCUACUCCAGCUAUUCAUUGCAAAAAGACUUGAAAAGAGAAAAACUGACUACUUGUGGCAAUAUAUCCAAACUUGUACCCGCACAAAGGUAUGGGGAUUUUAUUAUUAUGGUGAUUAUUCUGUAGAUGUUAGUUGCAGCACAAACCCAUUUGAAGACCAGAUCUGCCAUCAGUUAUAUUUUAUAUGAGUUGUAAGAGUUGAAACACAUUCUAUUUGCAUUGUAAAUUAUACCCUUAAAUCUGGCAUCUAGUAGGGGCGAACAGAAUGAAAUGAACAAGCAUUCUCUAUAGCUGUAUGUAAGACUGGGAACCCAACCACCGAUGUACAGUGCUCUAAUGGCUCUGUUCUGUUCAUCAUUUCUGGUGCACUGGUAUCUAGGUAGGCUGGAUACACUUACAGGCACUUCACAUAUUGCUAAAAAGCACAGCAAAUUGCAUUUUAGUCUUCUGAAAGAGGGCAAAAUUGCACACAACCUCCAUGACUAUUCUCAAUUUCAGUAUUUGUAAUUAUUUGGAAUGAAUUUGAUACUGAUUCAGAAUGAAUUAUAUAUUUUCAAAUGGCAUGGAAACCAAUAAACAUUUUGCUGUA